AUGUUUACGAAGGAGGAGAUAUCGGCCCGCUGGGCCGCUCACCUAGACAAACAAAUGAUCGAAGUUCCAGGCACAGCAAAGCCUGGCUUCACUCCCGUGUACCGGAAUGCGGCCUUUCCCAUGGACCCGCCGGAUGACAGGCCAUACAACUUGUUCAAAAAGAGAGUGGCUGAAAAUCCGGAUGCUAAAUGCUUGGGUCACCGCCCUUGGGACGAAAAAAAAAACGACCUCGCAGACUACUUUGAGUGGCGCACGUAUGCACAAACGGAUGCAGAAGUAACAGCACUGGGUUCGGCCAUUUCGUGGUUCCAGGAGCAGGGAUGGCUCAAGCCGCGUGAAAAUGACAAAAAUAUCUCUGAGCCUGGUAUUUCGGGAUUCACCGUAGCUUACUGGGGUGCGAAUCGUCCUGAGACCAUGAUCACUCUUUUGUCGCAGGCUGCUUACUCCCGGGUGUCCGUCUCAUUGUACGACAACUUCGACGCAGCGGGCUCAUGCUACAUCCUGCAGCACAGUCAGACUCGUGUCUUGCUGUGCCCGACGCAAUACGUGCCUAUUGUCCUGCGCAAUGCGGACAAGAUUCCGGCACUCAAGGUGAUCGUUCUUAUUGAUCGACCCUGUCCAUCGAAGUCCAUGCUUGGUGAGCUGAAGAAGGUCGAGCUCGUGCGUGAAUGGGCCAGUAUGCACGGCAUCCAUGUGGUUCAAUACGACGAGACCAUCGCCCUUGGCAGGCAGAACCCACGUCCACACAUUGUCGCCGGCAGCGAUGAUCAGCUCGCGUCGCUCUGCUACACUAGUGGCACAACCGGUCUUCCGAAGGCCGCACGCAUUGUCAACGGCAGUAUGUCGCAAGCGAUGGAGGGUUUGCGCUGGAUUGUGAAUGAUCAAGAAAUGGUGUCAAUCUCCUAUUUACCACUUGCACACAUCUUGGAACGUGGUUGGGAGACGUUUAUCCUGUGCAUGGGCGGGGCGAUCGGCUUCUUCUCAGGCCAGAUUGAACGUCUCAUGGAGGACCUGCAGAUCCUCAAACCCACAAUGAUGCCUAGCGUUCCGCGCGUACUCAACCGCAUUGCAGGUCAGAUCGAGGCACAGAUGAGUGCGCCCGGCCUCAAAGGCAAGCUGCUGAGCAAGGCGGUGCAAGUGAAGCUGGACAACUUCUACAAGACCGGCGCGAUCACGCACGCAUUCUGGGACCGCCUAAUUUUCCGCAAGGUGCGUGCUUUGUUGGGUGGUCGAGUGCAGUUCAUGAUCACGGGUAGUGCACCAUGCCGUAAGGAUGUGCUUGCCCUGCUCCGUGUCGCCCUCUGUGUGGAUGUGCGUGAGGGUUAUGGACAGACGGAGAACAGUGCGUAUGCCACGUUCAUGGCGCCGAACGACCCUCGACUUGGAUGUGUGGGACCUGCGAAUCCGGGUGUGGAUUUGCGCUUGCGCGACUGCCCUGAGCUCGGCUACAUGUCGACGGACAUGCCAUGCCCUCGUGGUGAGAUUAUGAUUCGUGGCAAGGCCGUCUUCGACGGCUAUGAGGGCGACGAGAAAAAGACAAAGGAAACGUUCCUCGACGACGACGACGGCAAGGGGCCUUGGCUGCUCACGGGUGACGUUGGCCGCGUGGAUGAAUAUGGCCGACUACAGAUCAUUGACCGUGUGAAAAACCUGAUCAAGCUUGCGCAGGGCGAGUAUAUCGCUAUUGAGAAGGUCGAGAGUGUGUUUGCCUCGCUUCCCCUCGUACAGCAAGUCUGGCUGUACGGCGACUCGUACCAGCCACACCUUGUCGCUGUGGCUGUGCCCCAGCCAGACACGUUCGCUGCCUUUGCAAGCCGCAUCUUACAAAAGACGGUGAAGCAUGACGAUCAGACUGCGAUGCAGUCAGCCGUCAACGACAGCAUGGUUGUCGAGGCUGUUCUGCGCGAAUUCAUCAAGCUUGGAAAGAAGCAGCGUCUCGGUACACUUGAGCAGAUGCGUGCGCUCAAGCUGCGCCUGGAUCCAUUCUCGCCUGAGAAUGGCCUCAUGACGCCGACCAUGAAAGUCAAGCGCCAGGAAGCCGCCAAGAUCCUCAAGGGCGACUUGGACGAGCUAUACCGCCGUCAACCGUACGACCUGAACGACGUUAAGCUGUGA
This is a messenger RNA of Malassezia globosa CBS 7966, 2115 nucleotides long. RefSeq lists its product as uncharacterized. Lineage: Eukaryota; Fungi; Basidiomycota; Malasseziomycetes; Malasseziales; Malasseziaceae. The record is from RefSeq and is a predicted model, not a curated record. The transcript has a single exon. Gene Ontology annotation, cellular component: membrane; endoplasmic reticulum. Gene Ontology annotation, biological process: long-chain fatty acid metabolic process. Gene Ontology annotation, molecular function: long-chain fatty acid-CoA ligase activity. Bases 1 to 2115 code for a protein of 704 amino acids.